ACUGCAUUUUCAGUUUUCAUGUUUAAAUUUGAGGCUAAAACCUGUUCAAUCAAACAUAAGUGCAUAUAACAGAAAAAACAAUGUCAUAAUUUCAUGACGUGUUAUAUAUUUUUCUCGCUCUCUCUGUUCUGUUUCAAUAAUGGAAUUGGGAAGCAUACUCCACUUCGUUGAGAAUAAGACCAUUCUCAUCACUGGAGCCACUGGCUUCCUUGCCAAAAUUAAGGUAGAGAAGAUACUGGUGGAGAAGAUACAAAUUUUGCAAAACGAGAUCAUAGGCAAGGACUUGUUUAGAUUGCUAAAGGAAAACUUAGGUCCAAACUUCAAUUCCUUUAUAGCACAAAAAUUGACACUCGUCCCAGAGGAUAUUUCUCACCAAGAUUUGGGUUUAGACUCUCAUUCUAUUUUCAAGCAACAAAUUUAUCACCAAACACAUGCUAUUAUUAAUUUAGCUACGACUACGAACGUUGAUGAAAGGUAUGAUAUAUCGUUUGGCCUAAAUACCUUUGGAGUUAAGCACAUCAUAAACUUGUCCAAAAAAUGCACUAAACUCGAAGUGUGUGUACAUAUAUCAAUAGGUUUGUAUAUAUAUAUAUAUAUAUAUAUAUGAUUAGCUACUAAUCUGGCUAUUAAAAUGAGACAAGGAGUGAUGCCAUGCUCUAAGAUUUGUAUCAAGUAUUUUAAUUUUUUGCUUGGAAAGGGGUAUUGACUGUUGUGAAUAUCCAAGAAACCAAGAGUGGUGCCAUGCUCCAAGAUUUGUUUAUUGCUAGUAGUAGUAUUUUAGUAGGUUGCAAAUCUUUGCCAUGCCAUAAUUAGCUGCGGUAGUAUGGUACUU
Molecule: messenger RNA, 832 nt
Organism: Arachis duranensis
Lineage: Eukaryota; Viridiplantae; Streptophyta; Magnoliopsida; Fabales; Fabaceae
Product: alcohol-forming fatty acyl-CoA reductase-like
Exons: 4
Coding region: 140-607 (155 amino acids)
Biological process (GO): long-chain fatty-acyl-CoA metabolic process; suberin biosynthetic process
Cellular component (GO): intracellular membrane-bounded organelle
Molecular function (GO): alcohol-forming very long-chain fatty acyl-CoA reductase (NADP+) activity
Source: RefSeq, a predicted model, not a curated record